Messenger RNA from Fusarium oxysporum Fo47, 457 nucleotides. RefSeq lists its product as uncharacterized. The record is from RefSeq and is a predicted model, not a curated record. Bases 77 to 295 code for a protein of 72 amino acids. The transcript is spliced from 3 exons. Lineage: Eukaryota; Fungi; Ascomycota; Sordariomycetes; Hypocreales; Nectriaceae.
CUACAAGACAUUUACACUACACUCAAAGAAGCACUCUACACUACACACUUAUAUAUCAACACACAACAACUUCACAAUGUCGAACCCUACAUACAAGAACGCCAACGUCUCUGAGACAACUCUCGUUGACACGACAAAGCCUUCAACAAGUACCAAGCCUGGUCUUGAAACCACACCAUAUAAGCCUUCACUCAAGGAAAAGAUCCAGAGGAAGCUCGCAGGCUCAGUCGACCCUACAAAAAAGCCAGCCGACCCCUACAAGUCAUGGGAAGCUCGAUCAGUAGCACUGCUCUAAAUGGACCGAGAUAUGACACCGUGAAUUUUAGCUAGAGAUUCGGACGUAUGGGAGCACGCUAUGGUUGAACUUGUCUUUUUCUUUUUUGUUGGCUGGAGAUAUCCCUGUAUCAGAAUGAACUGAUCUGUCGCUUUUGCCUUAUGAUCUAAUAGAACACUUUGG